Erythranthe guttata (spotted monkey flower) is the source of this 1408-nucleotide messenger RNA. It is a transcript of the gene UMAMIT25, whose product is annotated as nodulin MtN21 /EamA-like transporter family protein. Lineage: Eukaryota; Viridiplantae; Streptophyta; Magnoliopsida; Lamiales; Phrymaceae. The record is from RefSeq and is a predicted model, not a curated record. Gene Ontology annotation, cellular component: membrane. Gene Ontology annotation, molecular function: transmembrane transporter activity.
AUAUAUAUAUAUAUAGUGUCCCACUUCAUCUAUCUUUAUAUCUAUAUCUCCAUUUUAUUUCUUCUUAAUUUUCUUGUUGAUAGUAAAUUAUCAAUCAAUUUGGAGAAAAUUAAGAAGAAAUAAAUAAAAAAAAAUGGAGGGAGAUUUGUUUCCGUUCUUGACAAUGGUUAUCGUGCAGUUAGGGUACGCGGGGAUGAACAUUAUAUCUAAAGUAGCGAUGGAUUCCGGUAUGAACCCUUACGUCCAUGUCGCGUACCGCCAAGUUUUCGCCACCAUCGCCAUUGCUCCUUUUGCUUAUUUCAUGGAGAGGAAAACACGGCCUAAAAUGACAGCAUCAAUAUUUUUCCAAAUUUUCUUAUGUUCCAUAUUUGGGGUAACAGUGAAUCAAAUCACAUAUUUCGUGGGAUUAAAGAAUUCAACUCCAACAAUUGCAUGUGCACUAACCAAUAUCAACCCUGCAGUCACAUUUAUCAUGGCUGUUCCUUUCGGGCUAGAAAAAGUGGGAGUGAAGAGCAAGGCAGGGCAAGCAAAAGUGAUGGGGACAAUAAUAUGUGUAGGGGGAGCCCUAUUAUUGUCAUUUUACCAUGGAUCAAUAGUGGAUAUAGGAAAAUCAAGUAUUCAUUGGAAAUAUGCUGAGCAAACUGGAACUAAGUCUUCAAUUAAUCAUGUCAAUUUCAUUUUGGGUCCAAUUCUUCUCAUUGUUAGUGCCAUUUCUUGGGCUAUUUGGUUAAUCAUCCAAACAAGAGUAAGCCAGAAGUACGGGGCUCCAUACUCGAGUUCAGCAUUGAUGUGUCUAAUGGCAACUUUCCAGUGUGUGGUCGUCGCCUUCUUCUUCGACCACAACUUAUCGGCAUGGUCACUCACUUCCAACAUAAGGAUUAUUUCAAGCGUGUAUUCGGGAAUAGUGUGUUCUGCACUAGCAUUUUGCCUCAUGUCAUGGUGUAUAGAGAGGAAAGGCCCUCUUUAUGUUUCGGUGUUCAGCCCUUUGUUGCUCGUUAUCGUGGCGAUUCUCAGCUGGGCUUUGCUCGAGGAAAAGCUCUUCGUUGGAACAGUUGCAGGAUCAGUAUUAAUUGUAUUGGGACUGUAUGGAGUUCUAUGGGGUAAGAAUAGAGAGAUGAGCUCUAUUUAUCACAUUGAAGAAGAAGCAGCAGAAAAAAAGGCAACCCCCAUUUAUGACUUGGAAUCUCUCUCAUAAAUGUCUAAGGAAGGAGAAAUUAAAAGAAUAAACUUUAUUUUAUUUCAUUUCUUUUCUAAUUAAAAUUUAAAAUUUUGGCUUACCAAUAGUUUAUAAGAUAAUUAUUUGUAAUAAAUUUAUCUUAUCUAUGAAAAUUUGAUUAUGAAUUCGAAAUCUUUAGUUUAGAUUAUUAUUAUUAUAAAUUAUCGAUUUUAACGAUUAUAAAUUGCAACC